CGUGGCUCGCUGUUGUCGUUGAAUCAUAUAGGCACGUUGCUUAGUGCAUCCAACAUGCCAUUUGCUGCUGACUCUGGAAGCUAAGGACGGUGUGGCUGUCCGUUCGCAGACGUCUUCUGCGUCUCUUUCCAGCGGAGCAACCAAUCGCCUGCGAGAGCGGAUAUGACGUCGUCUCGCCGAGGGCGGUAUCUCGCGUCGCUUUCAUGAAGCUUCGGCCUCCCCGCCUUCCGCUCGUCUGGUCAGAUGCAGUGAUGGCGUCCAACAGAAGGGAUCGUUGGAAAUUGUUCUGCGUUUUAGCAGUGGUUUUGCCCGCGCUUGUGCACUGCGAGGGAAACCAAGUGGUACUAUUGGAUACGACAACAGAAAGCAUUCUCAACUGGACGAGGUAUCCCUACGGACCACAGGCACGGACGCCGGGGUGGGUGGAAGAAAGCUUCACGAACUUCGAGAAGGGCUUCAACUGGCGAUCGUACGUCGUCUGCGACGUCGCCUACAACAACGUCAACAACUGGCUAUGGACGCCGUUCAUCGAACGAGGACCCGCUCACCGCAUCUACAUCGAGCUUAUGUUCAGUAUGCGCGACUGCAGUCUCUUCCCCGGCAUGGCGCUCUCGUGCAAGGAAACCUUUUCGCUCCUCUAUUACGAAUUCGACGCCGCGACGCGCGACCCGCCGCCUUGGGAGCCGGAGUCGUACCGUCCCGUCGACAGGAUAGCGGCGGACGAAGGACGCUUCACGUCCACGGCGGAAGUGAUCAUCAACACGGAAGUGCGUUCCGUCCCGGUCACCAAGAAAGGGAUCUACUUUGCUUUUCGAGACCAAGGGGCUUGUAUGUCCCUCAUCGCUGUCAAGGUGUACUACAUUGUAUGUCCCAACGUGACGACGUCGCUAGCACAUUUUCCGGAAACACCGACGGCGAGCGAAGUGACCGCCAUUGUGGCGACCGAAGGGCAGUGCGUUGCCAACGCCAGAGUGACAGACUCGCCACCGCGGAUGCUCUGUAAAGGGGACGGGAACUGGACUAUGCUCUCCGGUGGCUGCGCCUGUCUGCCUGGCUAUCGGAACAUCGGCGGCGCGUGUCUUGAAUGUCCACCGGGCACCUUCAAGGCUGCAUCGGGAGACGGGCCGUGCAUGCGCUGUCCCGCGUUCAGCGUCGCACCCGAACCAGGAUCGACUGAGUGCCAUUGCAAAGAGCGCUAUUUCCGGAACCCGAGUGAUCCCAAAUCGAUGCCUUGUACACAACCACCCAGAGCUCCGCAGAACCUGUCGGUGAGCUGCGUCGACCAGUCGUCGGUGACCCUGACGUGGCACCCACCGUCCAAUCAGGGUGGGAGGGAGGACACGACAUACAGGGUGGUGUGCGACAUGUGCGGACCCGGCGCCACCUUCUCGCCAUCGCGUCAGGGGUUCAACGAGACGAGCGUCACCGUCGGUGGUCUGCGGCCCGUCACCACUUACCGAUUUCAGGUCUAUGCCGAGAAUGGUGUAUCUGGCUUCGACAAGGGACACCACGCAGACAUCACCCUGAAAACGGAUGCUUUCGUGCAAUCGGUGAUCUCCAACGUCCGUGUCAAAUCCAUCAGGAGCACGGAGGUCCUGCUGGCAUGGGAUGCACCCCGCGAUCCGUUCCCCGAAAUCGAGCGCUAUGAAGUGCGCUACUUCCCACGAAAGUGGGCCAAGAACGAGACGCUGCUUCAGUCCGUAAAAGUGCAGCUCACCAUCGUCGGACUGCGGCCCCGGACAGAGUACGGCUUCCAAGUGCGCGUCAAGACCACGCGAGGAUUCGGAGAGUACAGCGAUCCUGUCUUCCUCACUACUGGGCAGUACACACACAGUCCUGCCCUCGUAGGCGAUGAAGACAAGGUCCAAGUGCGAAUAAUUGCGGGGGCAACUGUGGCUGGGGUUCUUUUGGUCAUCAUAUUUAUCGUCAUGGUCAUCCUCUACAUAAAGCGAAGCUCGGACGACUGCAACAAGAAGCAGCCCAGUGACUGUGACACUCUCGAAUACCGUAACGGUGAAGGUAAGAAAUUAGUCCCUGCUUUGGAGCAUCCUCCUAUCGUUCAAACGGCACGAUUGACAACGCCGUUGUUCACGCACUGCGGAAUGGCUGCAUCAAGGGCCUAUGUCGAUCCGCACACCUACGAGGACCCCAACCAAGCUGUGCGAGAAUUUGCGCGCGAGAUAGACGCCUCACACAUCACCAUCGAAGCCAUCAUCGGGGGCGGGGAGUUCGGGGACGUGUGCCGGGGAAAGCUGAAGUCUCCCGGCACGGGACGUCCGGAGAUCACGGUUGCCAUCAAGACGCUGAAGCCCGGCUCGCACGACAAGGCCCGCAUGGACUUCCUGACAGAGGCCAGCAUCAUGGGCCAAUUCGAUCAUCCCAACGUGAUCUUUCUCCAGGGAGUCGUCACAAAGAGCAAUCCCGUGAUGAUUGUGACAGAGUACAUGGAGAAUGGCUCUCUAGAUACAUUCCUUAGGGCCAAUGACGGCAAAUUUCAAGUGAUCCAGCUGGUGGGCAUGCUGAGAGGAAUUGCAGCUGGAAUGCAGUACCUGUCUGAAAUGAACUAUGUGCAUCGGGACUUGGCUGCACGGAACGUUCUCGUGAACGCAAACCUCAUCUGCAAGAUUGCUGAUUUUGGCCUGUCUCGCGAGAUCGAGAGCGCGACGGAGGGGGCGUACACAACGAGGGGCGGGAAGAUUCCAGUGCGGUGGACAGCACCCGAGGCCAUAGCAUUCCGCAAGUUCACCUCCGCGAGCGACGUCUGGAGUUUUGGCAUAGUGUGUUGGGAAGUGAUGUCGUAUGGGGAAAGGCCAUACUGGAACUGGUCAAAUCAGGACGUCAUCAAAAGCAUAGAGAAGGGGUAUCGUCUUCCUGCACCAAUGGAUUGCCCCGAAGCUGUGCAUCAGCUCAUGCUUGACUGUUGGCAGAAGGAUCGGUCGCACCGGCCUCAGUUCAGCAGCAUUGUCAAGACGCUAGACAAGCUCGUAAGAUGCCCCGAAAGCUUGAGAAAAAUUGCUCAGAAUAGGCAUCAGAACCCAUUGGAUCCCAACGCUCCAGACAUGACACAGUUCAAGACAGUGGAAGAGUGGCUAUGCAGCAUCAAGAUGAGCCGUUACCUGGAGAGCUUUCAGAGGGGUGGAUUCGACACCAUGGACGCUGUGUCACGGCUCACACUCAAGGACCUCACCGCUCUCGGUGUCGUGUUAGUGGGGCACCAGAAGAAGAUCAUGAACAGUGUACAGACUCUACGGGCCCAGAUGAACGCCACAAUGUCUGACGGAUUCCUGGUAUGAACGGUGCUGCCGUCUACGGUGUUAGCAAUUUUUUAGGACAGAUACCUCGCCCCGGGCCAACGGCGCACAAGUCCGUCGACCACUACGUGCUCAUUAGCUAUGCAACAACGCAAAAACCGUGGUGCAACGAGCGUCGACGGAAGUGCAGCGUCACCGAUUGCCGCCGCGGCAGAAAUCAUGCAAGAGAGAGAGAGAGACGUGUACAUAGUAACGAGAGAGACCGAGGCACAUAUCAUUUCGCGCCGCACUUAAACGCAUCAUAUCAAGCCAUCUCACAACUCCUCGUAUACAUGACAUCAAAAAAGUCUCUGUGCCAGUGCGAAAGGGCGGUUCUGUUUCAUAUCAAUCUCUUUCUUCUUUUUUUUUCUUUCUUUUUUUGUGAGGCACAAAGAAUGUUCUUUGCUCACGGGACCUUGUGAUGAUAUAUUAACGGAACUUAGCUUUUUUUAAAUCUUCCAAACGUGUGUGUACCUUUGGAAGGGACGAUGUAAAGUGAGAAAAAGAGUGGCAGUGACAACGAAGACUCAAGUGUGUGCCCGUUUCCUCAGCGGGGAAGAACUCUGAGGGAACGUCUGUGUUCGUUAAUCCCCUCUUGGUGUGCCAUCAACUUAGGUGCUUCAGCGUACAUUAUGCAAAGUGGCGUCCCACCUUCCUCUGCUUUGGUCCAUUCCUUUUCCCCGUAUCGUACGGUUUUUUUAGUUCUGAAUCCCCACAUGAGUGUUACGUGUCUCUCGCCUGCCUCUACGGCAGCCAUUCCUGUAACUUUGCUCAACGAAUAUGCAGGCACGUUGUUCUGUCUGAAAUGCAUCCGGAGGCUAAUAAUAUAUGAAGAAUGCAGUUGAAUGUUUGGCCAAGUUUAAGGGGAAGUUUACGCUCAGAAGGUUUGUGCUGAACUUCUUAAAAUGGAGCAAAAAAUCUCGUAAAAAAUGAUCUUCGUUGUAAUUAGUUUUCUACCGUGCUGCUUUUAUUUCGUUGUAUAAUUAUUACUGUUAGUGAUGCACUUUGAUUCGAUCUCAUGUAAGUGGUACUUAGCACUGUAACAUUUGCACUACUGCAUUUCACGCUACCUUUAACCCUUUGCUGGGCGAGCCUGAAGGUCUGUCAUCACACGAGUCAGUGCCUCGGGUCACAUCAGUCUAAGGCUCUGCUUCAUAUGCAACCAUCUUGAAUUUCUUUUGCCAGUAAUAAGAUAACAUUCCGUCCUGUAUCCCUCGACAAAUCCGUUGUGCACUAAACGAACUGAAACUUGCAGGUGGUAUCCCAUCGUGCGACAUUCCUGUCCUAGGUUGCGUCUGACUGACAAGGUGUGCCCUGAUUGGCCAUGACAUGCCUGGCAUGAUCCUGCCAUCCCACACCUACUAACUGUCUCACUGGAGGCAGAACGUUUGUAAGACCCAACUCACACUGAUGGCAUACUUCUAUGGGAAUGUCCAUUGCUCGUAUAAACGACAUCAUGCUUUCUCACCAAACUCAAUACGUACCGGACGUUGAUGUACGAUUGCGCCAAAAUCGUACCUUGUAUCAACAUAAGACGUUUUGCGGAUGUCCACGGGACAUUCACAGGACGUCGGUCAGAUGCCCCGAGUUAUUGAAAGGUAGUGGACCUCGGAGCUAGGAAAACAUACAUCCGUGAUAAGUGAAGGGGGAAGGGACAACUUUAAACGCGAGUCAUCAGCACGCACGAAACAUGGAUUUGUGGUGUGUACUUGGGAUGUGUGUGGGAUGUUUCCUGUGGAUGUGUGACGGAGAGCGAAUGUAUUGCGAGCGAAUGAGCGGGUAUUUAUUUUGUGUUUCAGGCUGUGGAAAGAGAAGUGCUGUAAUAUAUAUAUAUACAUAUAUAUAUACAUGUGCAUGCAGAGAAUGCCUGGGAGAGAGAGAAAGGAACACCUGUACUAUAACGAUGCAUCCUACUGUAUAAGCCAGUGUAAAUGUUUUUUUUUAUAAUGUUUACUUCACGUGUCAGUGGUUGUUAGUCAAGAAUCCUCAAUGGUAGCGUGUGUGUGUCUGGGUGUGCCGCUGGUCCUCCUUUAUAAGCAGCUUUCCGUUUAUUCUCCCCCCGUCUUGUUUUUUUCCCCCGCUGUUGUACGCUAGUUCAGCACACUCUGUUUUGUAUUUACGCAUCCCUAGUCAUGAUCUCGUUUUCCUUUCUCAUCAUCCUCAGAGUGCGAGGUCUUGUUUCUUCUUUGUUUAUUGUGUUGACAAUUAAAAAAAAAAAAAAACAGGAUAAAAUGUGGAGCACCGUCACACAGUGGUCAGCAGUGUAGGGGCGACCGACCGACCCCUCCACGUCCCUGUUCAGUUUUGAAGGAGGACAACUUUUGCAGAACUUGAAAGUGUCUUUUUUUGUUUUGACGUGCCCGGCGUACGUACUACCACGUUUGCAGACGUCUGCGUAAUUUUUUGUGCUCCCGGACUGUACAGUAUGCAUAUAUGAGUAAUCGUGUCCUUAGGGACAUUCUCAGAAUCCUUUAUUAAUAAAAUUUAAUUUUUAUUGACAA
Messenger RNA from Ornithodoros turicata, 5791 nucleotides. RefSeq names its product ephrin type-B receptor 2-like (gene Eph). The transcript is spliced from 17 exons. Gene Ontology annotation, molecular function: transmembrane-ephrin receptor activity; ATP binding; protein binding. Gene Ontology annotation, biological process: ephrin receptor signaling pathway; axon guidance; protein phosphorylation. The coding region runs from base 204 to 3293 and encodes 1029 amino acids. Lineage: Eukaryota; Metazoa; Arthropoda; Arachnida; Ixodida; Argasidae. Gene Ontology annotation, cellular component: plasma membrane; dendrite. The record is from RefSeq and is a predicted model, not a curated record.